AGGACCGAUGGGGUAACUUGUGAGUUUAGUUUUAAGGUUAGGGUUAGUGACUCGGUGACACCGUGGUGGACCGCAGACGCCAGUCCGCGGAGUUUUCGGUGCGCGAGGGAGCGAAGAGGAGCGAACGCGCCGGAACAUCGCGUCAAAAUCGGGAGGAACGUUCCGCGAGAUCGGUCAUCGUCACAAGUGACGAAUCGAACAGAAAAAAGAAAAACGGCGAGGCGCGCCGUCGCGGUUCCGUGAUUUCUGUUUAUAUCGGCGAUCGCGAGACCGCCGCGGGUGGCAUCCGCCGCGCGCGUCCAAAAAUAGAAAACGGCGACGGCCGCGGGACGACGAAAGGAAUUAUUCUCUCCCGCGAACGAGAGGAGGAUCGCCCCUCUCGAAUUGUUUCGGAAUCCUGGAGACAGUCGAUGACACGAGGCCGGAGCGCGUGACGUGACAACGUGCCGCGAUAGUCCUUCGUCCUCUUCCUCCUCCUCCGCCGUCGCCGCUCCUUGUCGGUUUCGAAAUCCUCCCGAACGCUUCUCGCGACCGACGAAUCUGUCGCUGACCCGCGUUCCGCGUACCGUCGAAUCGCGAUAUCGAAUGUCUGAUUUCGUUAUCGGCGCGGGUUCGUCUUCUCACUUCCCGAUCCGAUUAAGAAAAUAGGAUCAGUCGAGAUAAUGAUGAGCACUGUCGCGCGAUAUUUCUAGUCGUUUCGCCACGGUGAUGCCUCGAGGCCUUCCGCGCGUGCAGCAAAAUAGAGACGCGCGGGAGAGUUAUUCCCUGCAUUCCGAACCCGAGAGAUCCUCGACAGGCGCGAGGCUGCGCCGAGCACGAAAUUGACAACUCGCGGGUGGCAAGGUCGGACAAAUGAGGCGUCGCGCGGCGAACGACGACGCGAGGCGAUCGGCAAGGAUACCGAUGACCGUUCGUCCCUGCGAAACGGCUGUGCGUGGGCCCCAGUGAGAAGAUGUCGCAGACCGCGGAUGCUGAAAGCGAGACGGGCUCCAUUUGCGACGAGGAACGCGUUCGUAAACUGUUCCAGGCAUGCGACGGCGACGGCGAUGGCUACAUCGACAGCCAGGACCUAUUGACGGUGUGCCGGGAAUUGAAUCUCGAGAAUUCGGUGGAGGAAUUGAUGCGGGAAUUGGGCGCGGAUGAGCACGGUCGCAUUUCCUACCAAGAGUUCCUUAGGCGACGUCUGGCCCUGCGACCGGAAAUCGAGGCGCUUAGGGCUGGCAAACGACGGAGCAGUCCACAUCACACCCACACGCCAGAGUACCUGCCUACCAGCAGCGACAACAGUCUCGGCACUGUGUCGGGACGACAUGAAAGUUGGGAGUUUGACAGCGGUGCCCGUGAUUUGUCGCCGGAACCCCAUAGUCUUCAGAAGCUAGUAGAGGCAGCCGCUGGUGGGACCGGAAAUAUGCUGGACCUCGCGAAUAAGCUUCAUGCAGCCGCGCUCUCCUCCCUGCGAUCCGAGGUGGCCGAGCUGAACUCGCGGCUGGUGGCGGCUACUCGCGCGCGGGAAACCGCCGAAACCGCGCUGAUGCGGGCGGAGGUCCAGGCGGGCCGCGCCGAGCAACGAGCGGAACAGCAGGCGGUACGACACGAGGAACGGCUCACCGAGUUGCACUCCGUCAUCGCCGAGCUCGGCAGACAGCUGGAGCGGCAUCGCGCUACCGUAAUUGCCGAGGAGGACGAGUCCGAAGUCGAGACGAGCAGGGACGCCGAGGGUUCCAUCACCAACCCAGUAGAGGAGAGUGAGGGCGGCGGGGACAUCCAGGGAGAUGGGGAUCGCACCUUGGGGGAUGCCGACUCUAGCUGCUGCGAGGACGAGAAUCGACCGACAGAAAAUGGUAGGGAACAGCUGGACAGUCCAGCCGCGUUGCCGACUCCUGAGCCAACACAACAAGCGGCAUCGUGCCAGAGCGUCGCCGUCGCGACGCUGCAAGAGGAGAUCACGGCGUUACGGGCAGAGAUCACGAGCCUGCAGGCACAAUUGAUUCAUUUUAAAAGUCAGAGCAGCAAUCAGAGGCAAACGGUGAGCAGCGAUUCACCGCGUCGAGAACUUCGAACAAGGGGCAACACCAGCUCGCCGGAACCUUUGACAGCACCGUGCUCGCCGCUCUUGCCACCGCUACAGACACCUCCAACAAAGAGCAUGACGAGGGAGGAACCGCCAGUCCUCAAGAUGGCAGAGAGGGUGAGAUUGAGGAGGACGGACGAGAGGCACAUUACCGGUCCGGACAUUACUAAUCUUGGGGUGUGCUCCACGAUGGUAGCCGAACAUCUCGUGUCGGAUCUCCUAGAACAGUCAAACCUGCAGGAGCUGAACGGUUCUGAGAAGCAGUUCGAGGUCGAGACGGAACGAUUGAACAGCAGACUCGAACAUGCGCGGGCGAACAACGCGGUCCUCGCGCUCACAUUGCACGAGAGCAAGGCACAAUGCGAUAGAUUGAGCUUAUUAGUCGGCAAGUACGAAUCGAAUGCGACGGCGUUGCGACUCGCACUUUCGUUCAGUGAUCGCGCGAUUGAGGCCUACGACGUUCUAGUCGCUCUGCUGGAGAGCGAAAUUGCGCUUUCCACCGAGAGAAACGGUGUGACAAUCGAUAAUAGAAGGGCGGCUGAAAACGUUGCUUAUCAUGUGCUAAAUAGACUCGAGAAUGACUGUACUAACACGUUGGGUGCUCCAUGGGAAGACAGCAUGGUCUUGUCGGACGAAUCGGAAAUAACCUGGAACGUGGAGGACGAGCAACGACUCAGGAGGCACAUAGGUAGACUGAAGGGAGAACGUACAAUGGUCAGAUCGACGGCGGUCGAACUGGAGAGCGUGCACGCAGAACCUCUGAACUCAAAGAACACCAUCUCUCUAGCGGAGGCCAGGAAACUCGACUUGGAAACUGCUGUGCUCAUGCAGGAACUAAUGGCCAUGCGAGAAGACAAGGCUGAGUUACGUGCCAGGGUGUUCCUUCUAGAAAAGGAACGUGCUACGAUAGAACUGAAGCUAAACGCUCGCGAUACACAGAUCGCAGCCCAACACGCUACCAUACAGCACCUCCAGGGUCAGCUGAGCGACGCAGAGGCUAUGCUUGCGAUGGCAACAAACAAGGAUCGAGGUUUAAGCGACAACGAAAGUGAGGGAAUGGAGUCUGAAUUGAUCGAAGCAUUAGGCAGAGAGGCGAGACUGAAGGAACGCCUGCAGGAAUUGAUCUCAACUCUGGACGAAGUCAACAAGAAUUCCGAACUCAGACAUCAACAGUCUGCCGAACUCGUCAACGAUUUGAAAAGAGCUAACGGAGCGCUAGUCCAAACUCUGGAGAAAUCCAAGAAGAAAUAUCAAUCCAGAUUGAAGAAGCUGGAGCAACAGAUGCUGGGAAUGGUAGAAAGACACGCUGUGCAGGUGAAAACAUUGAAGCAACGAAUAGCUCUAUUGGAGGAAGAAUCAAUGGGUUACAAGGGAAGUAUGGCAUUGCAGUCUCAAAGUUCUGGCGCCAGCGAAACAUCUUUAUGACAAUUGAGUGAUUAAAUGGCAA
This is a messenger RNA of Trachymyrmex septentrionalis, 3518 nucleotides long. RefSeq names its product colorectal mutant cancer protein. NCBI's taxonomy places the organism in Eukaryota, Metazoa, Arthropoda, Insecta, Hymenoptera, Formicidae. Gene Ontology annotation, molecular function: calcium ion binding. The transcript has 15 exons. Bases 953 to 3496 code for a protein of 847 amino acids. The record is from RefSeq and is a predicted model, not a curated record.